This is a messenger RNA of Eucalyptus grandis, 1790 nucleotides long. Its product is annotated as probable amino acid permease 7. The coding region runs from base 182 to 1594 and encodes 470 amino acids. NCBI's taxonomy places the organism in Eukaryota, Viridiplantae, Streptophyta, Magnoliopsida, Myrtales, Myrtaceae. The transcript has 7 exons. The record is from RefSeq and is a predicted model, not a curated record. Gene Ontology annotation, cellular component: plasma membrane.
UCCUGUCUGAAAAUAGAAGAAAGCAACAAAGGGAAGGCUUUGCUUGUCCGUUUUAAAAAUCCUUUGGAUAGAUUGUAACGCAAAAGAAGUGCUUUUCUCUUUCCUGUUUUUUAUGUUUCUAGUUGGGUAGGCGAGAGAGAGAGAGAGAGAGAGAGAGAGAGAGAGAGUGAGGGAGGGAGAGAUGGGUGAAGAAGAUGAUCAACAGUCACCACUGCUCAAAAGCAUUUCUUCAGCCGGUGCAUCACAACAGGCUCCUCCCAAAAGAACUGGGACACAGUGGACCGCAGUGGCGCAUAUUAUAACGGGAGUGAUCGGAGCAGGAGUGCUUUCUCUUGCAUGGAGUGUGGCUCAAUUAGGAUGGAUUCUCGGUCCUGUGUGCAUAAUAUGCUUUGCAGGAAUUUCUGGUGUCUCUACAUUUGUUCUUUGUGACUGCUACCGGUACCCUGAUCCAGAAUAUGGAACCACCAGAAACCGAUCUUUCAUGGAGGCUGUCAAGUUCUACUUAGGAGAGAAGCAGCAACGCAUUUGCGGAGUGUUUGCACAGGAAAGCUUAUUUGGGACCGGGAUUGCUUAUACCAUAACAGCUACAGCCAGUGUCAGGGCAAUCCUAAGAUCAAAUUGUCAUCAUCAAGGAGGGUACAAUGCUCCAUGCCAGUACGGGGAUAGUUUCUAUAUGCUCCUAUUUGGUCUAGUUGAGAUACUAUUGUCACAGAUUCCAGAUUUCCGCAGUAUCGAGUGGCUCUCAAUUUUCGCGGCUGUCAUGUCCUUCUCCUAUGCUUUAAUUGGGUCUGGUCUCGGCUUUCUAAAAGUAAUAGAAAAUGGAACCAUUAAGGGAUCUAUCUCGGGAGUCCCAGCUUCAAGUAAUCUCAAGAAGUUAUGGUUAGCCUUUGAAGCACUUGCAGACGUUGCUUUUGCCUAUCCUUAUACCUUAAUUGUUCUUGAGAUACAGGAUACCUUGAAGUCCUCUCCCCCAGAAAACCAGACGAUGAAGGCGGCCUCCUUGAAAGCGAUUGUCAUCACCACCUUCUUUUACCUCUGCUGCGGUUGCUUUGGAUAUGCAGCGUUUGGUGAUAGUACACCAGGCAAUCUACUCACUGGAUUCGGAUUCUAUGAGCCACACUGGCUCGUGGACCUCGCUAAUGCUUGCAUUGUGCUUCAUUUGGUGGGAGCGUAUCAGAUCUUUAGUCAGCCCGUUUUUGCGACAGCAGAGAGAUGGUUCGCAUAUAGAUUCACCGACAGUGGAUUUCUGAACAAUCACAUCUCAUUCAAGAUUCCCUUGUUCAGCACAUUUCAGUUGAAUCCCUUCCGGGUGGUGUUCCGGACGAUGUACGUCGUAUCUACGACCGCACUUGCAAUGUCCUUCCCUUACUUCAAUUCCGUGUUGGGAGUGCUGGGGGCAUUGAACUUUUGGCCUCUGGCAGUAUAUUUCCCAGUGGAAAUGUACUUGAAGCAAAAGAAGAUUAGGGCAUGGUCAAGGGAAUGGAUUUGCUAUAGGACAUUUAGUGGUCUUUGUUUGUUGGUCACGGUUGUGGGAUUCAUUGGGUCGCUUGAAGAACUGACCAGUGCCAGAAGUUCAGAUGAGAAAUUAAUGUAAAUGCGGUUGCGUAUGAUGGACAGGCAUAGCAUCAUUAAAGAAACACUUCCUUACUAGUGAGAGAUUCCUCUUAUAAUAAUUUUUUUUCCCUGUAUUUUUAUCCUUUUUGGUGAUGUCAUGUGAUGAAGUUCUGGAAGUUACUCAUUGUACAUUAUUCAUUAAAAAAGUGGAGUGGGAAGAAGACAAUUUUUUAAUA